Molecule: messenger RNA, 3322 nt
Organism: Aedes aegypti (yellow fever mosquito)
Lineage: Eukaryota; Metazoa; Arthropoda; Insecta; Diptera; Culicidae
Product: protein aubergine
Exons: 4
Coding region: 217-3045 (942 amino acids)
Biological process (GO): regulatory ncRNA-mediated gene silencing
Cellular component (GO): P granule
Molecular function (GO): piRNA binding; protein binding
Source: RefSeq, a predicted model, not a curated record
GUCUGGUUCAUAUUUGAGUGGGUACCGAUCGAAUACGUUUAUGCUUGUACAUAUUGGUGUGUAAGGAUGAUGGCGUGAUCUGUACCUGAUGUCUACAAACAUGUUUGGAAAUAUGUAUAUCUCUAUGCGUUGCUCUUUCCUAACGCCAGUACGAAUCCAUGUCUCUUGUCGAUACUUUCUUUCCGUGAAUCUGAACGUUUUUUUUUUUAGAUUACAAUGGCCGAGUAUCGUCCACGUGGAGGUAACAAUCGACCUCGCGGUAAUGUCGGAGGAGAUGGUAGCUUUCCACCACUCAAUGGAAAUAAGGGUCAUCGCUCUAGUAAUGGUACUUAUCGAAAUGAUGGUCAGUGGAAGCAAAGCAAUGGGAAUGGCGGAGGAAGCAAUCGUGGUUGGAAGGAAUCUGGAGGAGGAUAUGACAACAGGAAGGAUGCCAAUGAAGGUGUGCGGAACGGAAACGGGAGACAAUUUCAUAAUGGAGGAAGAAAUCAUAAUCAAUCAGGAGGUGAUCGCGUUAAUAAUGGCAGACAAUUUGUAGAUCAUCAACGGAACUCGAAUGAACGUUAUGGCGAGGAUCUACGUCAGAAGCACCAUGAUGGAAACCCAUGCAGUUCUAAUCCAAUUGUAGAAAAGCCAGUUCAUAGUACGGAAACACCGCAAACUUUAUCUGGCGUUGCCAGAGGGGGUAUGCGUGGUAAUCGGGCCAUUGCAGAAAUUGUUCGUACCCGUCCGAUAGAUACGACUAUAACCAAGCAAGGUACGAGUGGAAGACAAAUAAUGCUUCAAACCAACUAUUUCCGAGUGGCCAGAAAAGACGAUGAAUGUAUUUUCCAGUACCGAGUGGACUUCAAUCCACCUGUUGAAAGCAGCAGGUUGUUGAGAAGUCUGGUGUAUGGACUGAAACCAACGAUCGGCGGAUAUAUUUUCGACGGAACACAGCUUUUCACGCGCCACAAACUUCGCAGUGAUGAGGUGGAAAUCACAACGAAAGAUUCCACUUCAGAUCAGGAAUACAUUAUCAAAUUGAGACGUGUUGGUGUAAUUGACGGAACUAACGAAACGGCACUGAUGAUAUACAAUCUGAUUAAUCGCAAGGCAAUGGGUGGAUUAAAUUUGCAACUGAUUGGACGAAACUUUUUCGAUCCAGCAGCAAAAGUAACAGUGAGCCAGUAUGGCAUUGAAUUGUAUCCCGGUUAUGUAACAAGCAUCAGACAACAUGAGAAUGAUGUUCUGAUGUGUGCAGAAUUGACGCAUCGAGUUAUGCGAACAGAUACGUGCUAUACGCUAAUGAAGCAAUGCAUGAACCAUGGAGGCAAUUGGAAGGAUAAUUUCAAACGAAUGAUACUAGGGUCCGUUGUGAUGGCCACAUAUGGCAGUAAUCGGACCUACACAAUCAAUGAUGUCGAGUAUAGCACUACAGCAGAGAGUUCCUUUCAGACGUCGAACGGACAAAUCUCUUUUGUGCAGUAUUUCCGCGAACGCUACAACAUCAUCAUUAGAGAUCCAAGGCAGCCCAUGUUGGUUUCUCGGUCAAAAUCCAGAGAUAUAAGAGCCGGCUUGCCUGAACUUAUCUAUCUGGUACCAGAAUUAGUACGUGCAACCGGUAUUACCGACGAAAUGCGACGAAACUUCAACUUGAUGCGCACCUUAGCGGAUCACACCCGUCUGACGCCGGAUAAGCGAAUCGAACGCCUGGAAGUAUUCAACCGGCGUUUGCAGGAUUCCAAAGAAAGCACCGAAAUCUUUCAAUUCUGGAAAACAGAACUUGAUCGUCGUUUGGUCGAAGUCCCGGCACGAGUUCUUCAACCGGAAACAAUUUUCUUCCAUCCGGAGCAACCAAAUUAUGCGGUUGCUGCUGGGGAAAUGGCCGAAUGGCAAAUGGCUUUCCGCAACAACCCCAUGUACCACUCAGUUGCACUCACGAAGUGGUUCGCAGUCGUUCCAAAGGGAUCGGAACGUUUGAUAACCGAUUUCAUGCAAUGCCUUCGACAAGCGGCACGUGGUAUGCGUUUCCAGAUUGAGGAUCCCCAACUCAUCGUCAUUCCCAACGAUUCACCGGCGGUCUACAUCGACAGUCUGAAUUCGAUCGUUCAGCGGGACCCACAAAUGAUCAUGUGCGUGGUUACGAACGAUAAGGCUGAUCGAUACGCUGCCAUCAAGAAAAAGUGCUGCGUUGAUCGCGCUGUUGCAACACAGGUUAUUAAAACUCGAACGAUCACACCAAAAGGUGGUAAUGUACGAACGUUGAUGUCCGUCGCAACGAAAGUUGCAAUCCAAGUGAACUGCAAGCUUGGUGGUAUUCCUUGGAUCCUGAAGAAUCCUCUGAGCUCUAUUAUGGUAAUUGGAUUUGACGUUUGCCAUGAUACCCGAGAUAAGUCCAAAUCAUACGGAGCACUAGUGGCGUCGAUGUAUGGGGCGGGAUGUCGACAUCCGAAGUAUUUCUCCACAGUUAACCACCAUUCAAAUGGAGAGGAACUUUCGAACUUUAUGGCUCAAAACAUAAUCAAAGCUGUGCAUUCGUAUCGCGCGGAUUUCGGAAAUGCGCUACCCGAACGCAUCAUUGUGUAUCGCGACGGAGUCGGCGAAGGACAACUCAAAUACGUCUACGAUCAUGAAGUGAAUGCGAUCAAGGAGAAACUCCUUCUAGCAUGUAAGGAAAGGCGAGAAGCGGCAAGAUUAACAUUUUUCGUAGUUAACAAACGAAUCAACACUAGACUGUUCCAUCAGAAGCGGAAUCCCGUGCCGGGUACGAUCGUGGAUGACGUUAUAACCCUACCCGAAAGGAACGACUUCUACCUCGUUUCACAAAGCGUCCGGCAAGGUACGGUUUCGCCCACAAGCUACAACAUACUCAAGGACGAGUCCGGUUUGAAUGCUGACAAGCUACAGUUGUAUACCUUCAAGCAGACGCACAUGUACUACAACUGGUCCGGAACGGUUGGCGUACCUGCGGUUUGCCAAUACGCACACAAGUUGGCAGCAUUGGCCGGGCAGCACUUGCAUCAAGCUCCCAAUAGUUUGUUGGAGAAAAAAUUGUAUUAUUUGUAAAUUUUGCAUAUUAUCACAUGUAUUUCACACGAAUAAGUAAAAACAAAUAUAUAAAACUAAAAUUCUAUAAAUUAUGUGUAAAAGAAAUUUGUUAUCCACACUGCCCAUGUUCGCAUAGUCGACGUUAGCGCCAAUAUGAUCAAAAUGCAUCAAAAUAAUAAUAAAAGCACUCAUACCAAAGUGAAUUAAAGGUACUAAUUAGGGAGAGAUCCCCCAGUACCGGACACUUAAGCCACUAAGUUCAUAAUUCGAAAAAUAUUAGUUUUAUGUGCUCGUG